CCAUGCAUUUUGUGAAUUACAACGUAGUUGUUUCCUUUUCCUUCUUGACCUUUAAAGUCUGGCAGGUGAAGGACGUGUUGAUAUUAGGACCUGAUACGAUACGAGCAGCAGCCAAUAGCAGAAUUACAGCAGGCCUCAGGGAGGGAAGUUAAUAAGCAACUGAUUGUUGAGUUCGUUAGCAGAUAACAAAUUCAUUCACACUCUCACACACACACGCACGCACAAAGAGAGAGAGAGAGAGACAGAAAGAGAGAGAGAGAGUGAGAUAUACACCCACCUUUUAUAAGUCUACAGUCUGACUUUCUUGUGAAAGACGUCCAGUGUCCAGCUAACCAAACUGUGGCUAGUCAGUCAUGAAGAAGCUGGGCUUGCUGCUGCUUGGAGCGAUGCUCUGUCUGUGUGUGUCCGUUGGAGCGGAUGCACAACUUGACCUGCAGGGAAACACCAUGAUACCAGAGAAGGAAGGCAUUUUACAACUUGGAAAGGGAAACUUUAAAAGGGCUCUGAGAAAACACAAGCAGCUGUUGGUGCACUUCUACACUCCGCUGACAUCAGAAGGUCAUCGUGUUGAAGCUGCAUUCAAAGCUGCUGCUGCAGAGCUUCAGGGGUCAGAGGUCAAGCUGGCAGUCAUUGAUGUGACAAAGGAAAAAGAAUUGGCAAAAAAGCUCCAUGUGAGCGGACAGCCCAGCAUCAGACUCUACCUCUCUGGAGAUGUAACCAACCCGGCUCUCUGCCCAGUUCCUCAGAGUUCAGCUUCCAUCUUGACUUGGCUACAAAGAAGGGCGGGGACAUCUGCUGAUCUCAUGACAGAUCUGAGCCAAUUAGAGGCCACAGACGAUCUAAUAGUGGUUGGUUUCUUCAAGGAGCUGAACCAUGAGUACGUUCAGGUGUUUUAUGCUGCAGCCAUCGACCUCCCUGACAUCCGCUUUGCUGUGACGCAGGAUGAUGAAGUCAUCAGCAAAUAUACUGUGACUCAAGAUGUUGUUCUGCUGCUCAAAAAAUCUCAGCUCAUUCAGACGUACACAAUGAAGCCAGAUACACCGAAAGAGGAGCUGGUUGUUUUCAUCUCUGUCUACCAGAUGGAUCCAGUUACUGAAUAUGACGGCCAGACAGCCUCACAGAUCCUCGGUUCUCCUGUGUUGAACCAUGCUUUGCUCUUUGUCAACAAAAGCUCUGAGGACUUUAGAGAGAUUUUCUCUGCUUUCUACAAUGCUGCAGAGGCAUUUAGGCUGAAGAUCCUAUUCGUCUUGGUGAAUGUGGAUGAACAUCGUAACGGCAGACUCAUGGAGUACUUCCGGGUUCGGCACUUUGACGCUCCUCACAUCCGACUGGUAAAUCUGACAGAUCAAAUAACCUACCAAAUGCUGUCUGAGACUUUGGACGUUGGGAGCAUAAAAAAGUUCUGCCAGUCCUACCUUGAAGGCAAGGCUAAGCCCAAGUUGAUGAGUGAGCCUAUCCCUGAAAGAUGGGAUCAGAAACCCGUUAAGGAGCUGGUAGGAAUGACUCUGGAGAAAGUAGCCUUCAACCCCAACAAGACUGUUUUUGUCUUGUUUUAUCUGUCAUACAGUGAAAUGUCCCGUGCCAUGUUUCCACUGUGGGAGGAGCUGGCUGAAGUCGUCAAGGAUUGGGAGGAUGUGGUCAUAGCUCAAAUCGACGCCUCAGCCAAUGAUAUCAACAUGUCAAUGCAGGGUUCCUAUCCAUCCCUCUGCCUGUUUCCGGCUCUGUACGCUGAGAGGGUGGUGGUUUAUUCUGGGCCAAGGAACAUAAAAGAUUUGGUUAGGUUUAUGGAUAAAGAGAUGAAAAAGGCCAAAAGAGACAGAGUUAAGGAGGACGAAGACAGGAGGGAGUACAUAGAGACUCUCAAGACAGAGGAAGCAAAGAAAAAGAAAUCCAAAGAUGAGCUUUGAUACCGUAACUCAAAAUAUGUCUGUAUGUGCUAUGUAUGUGUCAAAUAAUUUUUAUAUAUGAUUACAUUUUCUUUAUUAACAUCUAAAUCAAGCUUAGAAAUAAUUAAAUAAAAAAUGAAUUGCAAAUCA
Messenger RNA from Poeciliopsis prolifica (blackstripe livebearer), 2036 nucleotides. RefSeq lists its product as uncharacterized. Lineage: Eukaryota; Metazoa; Chordata; Actinopteri; Cyprinodontiformes; Poeciliidae. Bases 354 to 1907 code for a protein of 517 amino acids. The transcript has 11 exons. The record is from RefSeq and is a predicted model, not a curated record. Gene Ontology annotation, biological process: protein folding; response to endoplasmic reticulum stress. Gene Ontology annotation, cellular component: endoplasmic reticulum.